AGGAGACAGAGAUCAUGGAGGAGAUGUUUUCUUCUCGCCCUCCUGCUACAGGGGUUAACCAAGAGGGGUGGCAGACAAAGCUAGAAAACCUGGGCCCAGGUGCAUUCCCAACACUCAGGAAUCUCACUUCUAAUGAGAUCCUUAUGAUUUGGGACAGUGUGUCUGAAUGCAUUAGAGAGCACUUGGCACAGGAGAGGGGCGUCCAGCUCUUAGGAAUCGGCACAUUCUAUGUUCUUAAAGACUUCACAUGCACUGUGAACAGCAAGGAUUCGAUUGUUUGCAGACCUGUGUUUCGUAUGUCCAAGGUGAUUGCAGAUGAAUGCAACCUCAGCUAUGCUAAAGAAGACGUUCCUGCUGAUGUAACCAUUGUCCCUCUGAGGUGUGAGGAGCUCUCCGUGUGUGCGCAGCUACCUUUUACAACCGUACAGUGUUGUGUGUAUGAGACUGCAGCAUCAUUCUUUCGGGCUACUUGUAAGAGACAGAACACGGACUUUGUCUUCAAGGCCAUUGGCAUUCUCUCCAUACGAAACAGAGAGGUCACUAUGAGAUUUUUUGAGGAAUUUCUCCUCACUGUGGAUAUCACUGGCAAGUUGCUGGAAGCCCUUCUCAGUACGCCAGGGAGGAGAUAUCUGGUCGUAUUGGGUGGAGAAAGUCCUGAUUUUCGCGUGGAUCCUGGUGGUGUCUUUGUCUUGCCACAGUUUGAUUUUACAUUUCCCUCUGAGAAAGAAACUGUGAAGUGUCCCUCUGUAGGACCUCUGAAGACAGCAGAAGACAGGAAGAAUGAGAAGGACAAGGACAAGGACAAGGAGGAGAAGGAGAAAGAAAAGGAGGAGAAGGAGAAAGAAAAAGAGGAGAAGGAGAAAAAGGAGGAGAAGGAGAAAGAGAAGGAGACGGAGGAAGAAGAGGGUGAUAAGCAAAUUGAGACCAACGUUCCAGAGAGUCCUUCUACUGAAUGCCUCCUGUCUCGAAGAAGGUGGUCUCGGUCUCCAUCCACACUCUCUGGCCUGAAGAAAGGAAAGGGGCAGAAAGGCAAGGAAAAACGGUCACCUAGCAGCUUUCUGCCAAGAAUUCAGGAGCUGGAGGAGAACGUUGGCAAGCACAAGCAAACUCUCAGUGUCAGACCUCAAACAUCACUUCCCAUUUUCAGAAGCAAGAAGAGGAUAUCCCUGUCACACCAGGAAACUAGUCUGCAGACUAGGUGGUCUCAUGAAACACUGACAGAGAUUCCAUCACACUCACCACUGUCACUGACUGGGAAAGAGGAGAGGACUGCUCCCUCCCUGACCAAAGCCAUGGUGAAAAGGGGCCUGAAGAGCCCACGGGAGCUACUCAGACUGAAUGUGCUCACCAACCUCAACUGGAGAAACCUGAGGAGCAGCACCAGCUGCUCGAGGUGUGAAGGACUUCAGACCCUGAGCUCUGAGGCUGGCAGCCAGCUUUCCGUGCGAGCAAACUACACCUUGCAACUCCUGAAGACUUACCACAUCCGUCGGAAAGAGUGGAGCAAGAGAGUAGAGCUGAAUUGGCAGAGGAAUUUCGAUCAGAAUCAGCUAGUCUGCAUUGGGCGGCAGAUGAUUCUCAGGGAUCCAAGGGAAAGGUAUCUGGACUUCUGGCAGAACAGAGAACACAUGAAUAUGAUGGAGAAGUCUGCAGACAUGGCCAUCGGCCACCUCCCAAAACCUGCCAGGACCUGA
Columba livia (rock pigeon) is the source of this 1694-nucleotide messenger RNA. RefSeq lists its product as uncharacterized. Gene Ontology annotation, cellular component: centrosome. The transcript is spliced from 11 exons. Gene Ontology annotation, molecular function: DNA binding. Bases 15 to 1694 code for a protein of 559 amino acids. The record is from RefSeq and is a predicted model, not a curated record. NCBI's taxonomy places the organism in Eukaryota, Metazoa, Chordata, Aves, Columbiformes, Columbidae.